AAAAAAAAAAACGUUUAUAAUGUAUUAUCAUAAACAUUAAACAAUAACAGAUCUAAUUUUUAACAAAAUAUUAAAUAAUAAAAUAUAGCUGUUCUUUUAUAAAUGAGAAGUGAGCACCGGGCAUUAUAUUUGGAAGAAUGGAUAACAUUUAUUGUUAAAAUAAGAAGAAAUAACCCUAGUAGUGUACUUGCUUAUGUUACUAUGGUCUAUGUAUGUGUACUCGCAAUGUUCAACAUAUCUUUAAAAAGUCACUGUAACAGAAUAUGGUAACCAUUCUUCAUUUUCGUUAUUUAAUCUCCAAAAAACGAGAAAAUGUCGUUGGUUAAACAGGAAACUACAGAUAUUCAUGCAAUAUUCACAACAUUGAAAAAGCUUCAUGACAUAUCUAAGACCAACAACAAACCUGAGUUAGGUGAAGAAACCCAUGAGGAUGACUAUAAACUUGCAUCAAAACGUAAAACAGAACUUGAUUUUGAUGGUCUAAGCGAUGAUAGUACAUUAAACUCAUCAAUAAAUAAAACUAAAAGACGCAGGUUCUCUGACAGUCAGGAAUUCAGCUCAAGUGAAUUUUAUCUUGAUGAUUAUCGAAACACAGGCAAAUGUAAAAGGGAAUUUGCUGUGACACUCUCAAAUUUACCUGGGGAGUGGACAUAUAACCAAAUUAAACAAUAUGUUACUGAGGAGUGUGGUGUGAAUGUUAUGGGCAUGAUAGAUUCCAGGUGUCAAAAGUCUGAUUACCAACUGCGGCUUAGGUUUAUUAAUAGAUAUCAGUAUAAUUAUGUUCUCAGUAAACUGAAAAAUAAAGAAGGCGAAGGAAAACUUAAAAUUGAAGUUGAAGGCGAUUGUGAUUCAGAAAGUGAAGACUCUGAUGCAACAGUGUUAGUUGAGAAAAGUGAACCACCAUCAUGCAAAUCCCAGCCUAGUGAAGCUGGGGUAGAAAAUUAUCUGUAUGGUUUGAAUCCAGAGUUUCUAAAAAGUCUUAAUAUUGAACCACCAUUAGUGAAAUGGAUUAGUGUUUCAAAUUUUCGGUGUGAUAAGUCUGAACUACGGGAUCUCUUCGAGAUGGCAGGACGCGUAGUUAUUUGCGUGAUAUUAUAUUCCAUUAACAAAUGUGCGAAAAUUAUGUACAGCCAUCCGCUUGAAGCUGUUCAGGCGAUAUCUUUAUUGAAUGGCCAAAUAUUUUAUGGGCAAUCCCUAAAUGUUACCUUAGAUCCUAUGGCAGAUUCUGCAAUACCCUUACCAAAAGGUCUCCAAAAAUUUGGCUUAGGUCUUGGCCAGAACGGAAAACCCCUACGCGAUGUUGUAGCAGAAUAUGAAUGUUUUGUAAAUGGUGGUCCUUCGUCUAUUAACGCAUCCUUGUUCGGAAAAUCAGUAAUUCCCGACGAUUCUGAUCGAUACUCACCUUCUAAACCUAGCGGGUCGUUGGGCCUGUUUGGAGCAAUUGGUGAAAAAAAAAUACCAGCUUAUCAGCCUACUAAUUCUAGUAACCCACUUAUUAGUCCAUCGCAUUUUGUAACGACCCAACCUUCUAGAUUAUUUAUGGGAAUUAGGCAUGACAAGUCAGGUAUGGUUCUCAAUAACUUAGCGAAAACGUCCUUGGGUAUGCAAUCGCCUUUAGUUGGUCAAAAAUACACAGCUUUGACAAUUCAAAGUGGUCCAUCUCUAAAUGGUCCACCAAUCGAUAAGUCUAGGUGCUUAAAUCCUAACAUGCAGAACUUUCCUAGGCCUAACUACAGUCAAGUUACAAAUGUUCCGGGUCAAUAUCCACCCCGUCCUAAUUACCCUGGAUCUAAUUUUCAAGGUCAGCCAGGACAACCUGUGACUAAUUUCCAAGUUUCAACAAAUAGAGGACAAAUUGGACAGGGAAAUCCAGGACCUUUCAAUUUGCGACAUCCUCAAAUUCCUCCGAGUUUUAGGCCUCAAGGUCCAUUUAUCCAAAAUGGGCCAAUUGGACCUAUGCCAAGAAUGUUCCCAUCUGUUCAAAACACAGGUCCUAAGCCUAACAACCCUUUACCCGUUCCCUCACCUGUUCAGCCCAUGGCAGCAUCGCCAUCUAGACCUUCGAAUGGGCCAGUGUUAUCUCAUGGCCAAAGAAGCUUGCAGCCUGUUAUGGUACUGAAGGGAAAAGAUCCUUUUACUCUUCAUAUUACAAAUUUGCCAGCGCAUGUAAGAUUUGCCAAUCUGUGUGAUAAAUUGUCGAAGGUUGGUCAAGUAGUAUCAUUAGAAUUUACUACGCCUGGUUCCGCGUUGGUAAAAUAUGGCAACCACCUUGAGGCAGAGAAGUGUUUUCAAUAUUUCAGUCCAUCGCGGUUCGGUCACGAACUUGGAAUGGUCUGAAUAGACCAUUUUUAAAAUGGUAAUGUUAUAAUAAUUUAUUUAUUAUUCGAUCUCAUUCUCCAAAUAAAUUAAAGCAUUCGAUUCCGAUUGGCGAUUCAUAUGAAAAAAAUACGGCGUCAGAUGAUAUAUUAUCUCAAUACUUUUUCCACUUCCACGCUUAACGGAAUACCUUGAACACUUCAGAAAUAGUCCAAUAAUGAGAUACGGGUCCAAAGUCCUCAAUUGGCCCCAAAGGGAACAUAAAGCUCGCAAAACGAGUAUUUUACUUUCAAAUGAGUCUUAAAUUUGUUUAUAGCGAUAAAAAUUACGCGCCUACUUUGUCGUAUCCAUUAAUUUAUAUUAUGUUUAAAUGCAGGAAGUUUUGUUUCUUCGCCUUACAAGAC
Pieris napi is the source of this 2720-nucleotide messenger RNA. RefSeq lists its product as uncharacterized. The coding region runs from base 313 to 2337 and encodes 674 amino acids. Gene Ontology annotation, cellular component: cytoplasm; post-mRNA release spliceosomal complex; nucleus. Gene Ontology annotation, molecular function: mRNA binding. Lineage: Eukaryota; Metazoa; Arthropoda; Insecta; Lepidoptera; Pieridae. The transcript is spliced from 8 exons. The record is from RefSeq and is a predicted model, not a curated record. Gene Ontology annotation, biological process: regulation of mRNA stability involved in response to oxidative stress.